Messenger RNA from Platichthys flesus (European flounder), 642 nucleotides. It is a transcript of the gene lyz, whose product is annotated as lysozyme. The coding region runs from base 34 to 465 and encodes 143 amino acids. The record is from RefSeq and is a predicted model, not a curated record. Lineage: Eukaryota; Metazoa; Chordata; Actinopteri; Pleuronectiformes; Pleuronectidae. Gene Ontology annotation, molecular function: lysozyme activity. The transcript is spliced from 4 exons.
CUGCAGCGGUGGAGACAUCAGCUGAGGAUCAUCAUGAGGUCUCUGGUGUUUCUGCUUCUCGUGGCCGUGGCCGGCGCUCGAGUCUACGAACGCUGUGAACUCGCCCGAGUGCUGAAGAGCCAAGGGAUGGACGGCUACCGGGGCAACAGCCUGGCCAACUGGGUUUGUCUGAGUCAUGGGGAAUCGAACUACAACACAAGAGCCACCAACCACAACACCGAUGGAUCCACAGACUACGGCAUCUUCCAGAUCAACAGUCGCUGGUGGUGUAACAACGGCCAGACGCCCACUUCCAAUGCCUGUAACAUCAGAUGCAGUGAGCUCCUGACGGAUGAUAUCAGCGUGGCGAUCAACUGUGCCAAACGAGUGGUCCGGGAUCCAGCCGGGAUCGGAGCCUGGGUGGCGUGGCGUCGUAACUGUAAGGGCCGUGACCUGUCGUCCUAUCUGGCAGGAUGUAGACUGUAAAACCAACAUCUGGAACCUGUCCACAUGAGGCUCCGGACAGUUUCUUCUUUCUCAAGUGAAUUAUUAAUCUUUACUGAAGUCUGUACUUCAUUUACCUGAUCAGAGAAGAGAAACGUGGUGAUUCCACCUGGUUCUGCUCAAAUCUUAAUAAACAUCUGAUUCCUUUGUCAACGUCAA